Molecule: messenger RNA, 1542 nt
Organism: Acaulospora morrowiae
Lineage: Eukaryota; Fungi; Glomeromycota; Glomeromycetes; Diversisporales; Acaulosporaceae
Source: the annotation of a GenBank genome assembly
AUGUCCGAUUCCAAGGAAAUACACCAAGAAAUUCGGAAAGAAGGCUUCUUUGACGAAGAAAACAGUAACCUUUCGUCCACGGCAAAUGGAUCAGCAAAUGCAUAUCCCAGUCUAAAUAACAAAGACUUGAAAAAUUUUAUCCUGCUUGUCAUCCUAUACUUGUUACAGGGAGUUCCGGUCGGUUUGGCGUUCGGCUCCGUCCCUUUUCUCCUCAAAUCGAAAUUGUCAUAUUCGCAAAUUGGAAUUUUUUCCCUGGCAACUUACCCAUAUUCCCUCAAAUUACUGUGGUCUCCAAUUGUCGAUGCCACUUAUUCGAAAAAAUUGGGUCGCAGAAAAAGUUGGAUAAUACCAAUUCAAAUAUUGACCGGCGUGGUGUUCAUGUGGCUUGGAACUCACAUCGAUCAGAUGUUCGAUAAGGAGAAGCCAGACGUCUAUUCCCUUACACUGUUGUUUUUUACAUUGGUACUUUUUUCCGCAACACAAGAUAUAGCAGUUGACGGAUGGGCAUUGACGUUAUUAUCCAAAAGCAGUCUGUCUUAUGCGUCCACGGCACAAACCAUUGGACUAAAUACGGGAUACUUUUUGUCUUUUACCGUCUUUCUUACGUUCAAUUCGGCUGAGUUCAGCAAUAAAUAUUUCAGAGGCGUUCCAAGCGAGAAAGGUAUUUUGGAACUUGGCAACUAUCUUUCUUUCUGGUCUCUAAUUUACUUCGGAGUGACAGCAUGGUUGUUAUUCGUUAAAAGUGAGGAUGCGCCGCAGAUCGACGACUAUAUGGACAUUAAAACUGUCUAUCGAACAAUAUGGAACAUUUUCAAGAUGCCACACAUGCGCAAGUUCAUUACGGUGCUUCUCUUAUCAAAAAUAGGUUUUAUUGCCAACGAAGCUGUUACUGGACUUAAGCUCUUAGAAAAGGGUUUUAAUAAAGAAGAUUUGGCCUUGGCCGUACUAAUCGAUUUUCCUAUUCAGAUCCUCGUCGGUUAUUAUGCUGCAAAGUGGAGUAAUGGAAGCCAACCGUUGAAACCUUGGAUAUAUGCUUUCUAUGGGCGUCUGUUUUUUUCCAUUGUUGGUAUGUUGGUUGUACACAGCUUUCCUGACGAUAAGGAAAUAUCAAACGGUUUUUACUUCACCGUAAUCGCGAGCACGGUGCUAAGUUCUUUUACGAGCACUGUUCAAUUCGUUAGCCUUUCAGCGUUUAUGUCCCUGAUCGCCGAUCCCAUAAUUGGUGGAACCUAUAUGACCCUCCUGGCAACCUUCAGUAAUUUUGGUGGAACUUGGCCUCGUUUUUUCGUCCUUGAGGCGGUCGACUAUUUCACCGAGGCUGUAUGUUACGGCCAAAAUGCCACCUUUUCCUGCGUCACCGAAUAUGACAAGUCCACGUGCAAAGAUUUAGGUGGUACAUGCGUGGUUAAUCGGGAUGGUUAUUAUAUCACUUCCAUUAUAUGUGUGACUACUGGAACCUUGUGUUUAUUUGGAUUUAUCUUACCCCAAAUUAAAAAUCUACAAGUAUUACCCCCUAAAGCGUGGAAAAUUAGGGUAGAAUAA